UCAGACAGUCAACUCUGUGGACAUCAUGAUGAAAGUGGUCCUAGUCCUGCUGUUUGCUGCCUGUGCUCACGGGUGCGGCACACCCACCUAUGAGCCCGCCGUGAGCCGCGUGGUGAAUGGGGAAGACGCUCGUCCCUACAGCUGGCCCUGGCAGAUCUCUCUGCAGUACCUCAGCGGCUCCACGUACCGACACACCUGUGGAGGAACUCUGCUCGCUCCCAACUGGGUCAUGACCGCUGGACACUGCAUUGGACCCCGUACCUACCGUGUGGUGCUGGGGGAGUAUGACCUCACCAAGGAGACGGGCGAUGAGCAGAUCAGAGCCGUGGAGAGGAUCGUAGUUCACCCUCGCUGGGACGAUAACUGCCUGUCUUGUGGUAAUGACGUUGCGAUGAUCAAACUGGCGUCCCCCGUCGUUCUGAACGACAAGGUGCAGCCUUCCUGCCUGCCAGUGAGCGGGGAGAUCCUGCCUCACAACUACCCCUGCUACAUCACCGGCUGGGGGAGACUCUACAGCGGUGGGCCCAUUGCCUCUAAGCUCCAGCAGGCUCUUCUUCCUGUGGUCGGCCACAGCGUCUGCAGCAGCAGCAGCUGGUGGGGGGGCACUGUGAAGACCACCAUGAUCUGCGGCGGCGGUGACAUCCGCUCUGGCUGCCACGGAGACUCAGGCGGUCCACUGAACUGCAGGGGCGGUGACGGCAAGUGGUACGUGCAGGGGGUGACCAGCUUCGUCUCCUCCCGAGGAUGCAACACCCUCAUGAAGCCCACGGUGUUCACUCGCACUUCUUCCUUCACCCAGUGGAUCAGUGACACUAUGCUGCAGUACUGAAGACCUGGAGCCUUCUGGCUGUCAAUAAAUCAAAUUCAUCAAUCACA
Messenger RNA from Seriola aureovittata, 876 nucleotides. Its product is annotated as proproteinase E-like. Gene Ontology annotation, biological process: proteolysis. The coding region runs from base 26 to 829 and encodes 267 amino acids. The record is from RefSeq and is a predicted model, not a curated record. Gene Ontology annotation, molecular function: serine-type endopeptidase activity. The transcript has 8 exons. NCBI's taxonomy places the organism in Eukaryota, Metazoa, Chordata, Actinopteri, Carangiformes, Carangidae.